AUGCGCGCAGACGUUACUAGUACCACCUCGGGCUCCGAUCUCGGAAAUGAUCAAACGUGCUUGCCAACGACAGAAUGCCGAGAGAGAGACAGCGUGAAUCCCAUAAGCAAGAGUCCUACCUACUCUACUGUAGUGGGACAGAGGAUAUCUUCCGUAUUGCUACAGGCUCAUGUAGAGAUCUUCCUCGAGCACCUUUAUCCUAUCAUGCCAGUGUUCGAUGCCGACGCAGUGAUGGUGGACUGCGCGAACCCCGAAAUACUACCACCGAGACGAUAUGCUUUCCUUGCUGCGAUGUGCGCUGCCACCCAUCUGCAGCUAAAACUUGAUUUGCCUCAUGGCGCCACUCACGGGGAGAUUUCACCGUCGGGCAGAAGCCUCAUCGAUCAGGCUAUACAAGCGCUGCGGGAUUUCGAUCCGGUUGACGAACCUCACAUCGACUCGUUACUCACUUUCUUCUUUUUGUUUUCAGCAUACGGCAACCUCGACCAACAUGAUCAUGCAUGGCAUUACUUGAGCCAGAGCAUAUCAUUCGCAUUUUUGUUGAAACUUCACCAAGAGCAAACCUAUUUACCACUAGACGCAGAAGUAGCCGAAUUGAAAAGAAGGAUUUACUGGCUGCUCUUUAUAACCGAGAGAGCGUACGCUUUACAGCGCAGCAUGCCGAUCGUGCUACGAGCUUGCAUCCAGAAGCCGUCUGUCUUCGCUUCCAAGUCGCCAGCAAUUGCUUACGGAUUCGUCAAUUUGAUUUCGGUCUUCGAGAAACUUCCCCUCAUCUUUUUCGAUUGGGAUGCAAGCGCCGCCGAAUCUCUGAUUUUCUCUGACACGGCUAACUCCGUCUACCAUUGUAUGGCUAUUUCGACCCCUUUGCUGGCUGAAUACAAUGAGACGCAAAGAGUAGACCUGGUCGUCACACAACAGUGGCUUCAAGCGCGUCUGUGGAAGGUUUACACUAAACAAGACAGCUCAAAGUGCAACCAGGGAACCGUUAUACCGGUAGAACUCCUAGUCAAUGCAGGAAAAUCCGUGAUGGCUCUUAUGUCAACGGUAUCACAAAAGUCAGCCGACGCCCAUGGCAUCGGUAUUGAACAAAAGCUGUACGACAUUGGAGAGGCUAUUUCGUUGCUUGCAUAUGCGUUGCUUCCCAGAACGAACGACAGCGCUGGGGAGCUAUUUACUUGCACACAGGGGCUUUUAUGCGGCAUACUUCAUCGUUUAUCCAGUAUUCGUGGGUCCCAAUCAUAUCUCUUUGACCCCCUUCUCCAAAAAUCCCACGAAAUACUUGGCCUUGACAGCCUUCCGGCAUCCCUCGCAUUCCAGACGCAAUUGAUCCCUGACAUCCCAACGGAGGACGGUUUGGAGGCAGCUGAUUCUGGUGACUAUGACUCAUUACUAUUGUGA
Penicillium longicatenatum is the source of this 1398-nucleotide messenger RNA. RefSeq names its product fungal specific transcription factor domain-containing protein. Gene Ontology annotation, molecular function: DNA binding; zinc ion binding. The record is from RefSeq and is a predicted model, not a curated record. Gene Ontology annotation, biological process: DNA-templated transcription. The transcript is spliced from 3 exons. NCBI's taxonomy places the organism in Eukaryota, Fungi, Ascomycota, Eurotiomycetes, Eurotiales, Aspergillaceae. The coding region runs from base 1 to 1398 and encodes 465 amino acids.